GGAUUCAUGACCUUACUGUACAAAAUGAGAAAGCUAAAAACAAUAUUGAAGAAAAAGAAGAAACAAUUGAUACUUUAAGAAAUAAAAUUGAUAAAAUGAUAAAAGAAGAAGAAGAAAUGGAAAAUAAAAUUGAAAAUACUAAUAUACAAUUAAAAUAUCAGUUGAAUUCAUUAUAUGCCAUAUAUAAAGAUAUAGCACAAAUUAUUGUUGAUGAUGCUUAUCAUCAAAAUUGGAUUGAUCAUUUACAAGAACAUUUAGAAAAUAGAGGACAAUUUAUUUUCAAAAAUUUGUUGGAGGGCAAAACAACUUCUGCAGUCAAACAUUAUUCUCAAGUUGAAGUUUCUGAUAUACCCAUUUUUGCAGAAUCUGUUUUAACUGCAGUUAGAAUUGCUCUUAGUCACUACCACUUGGAAGAAGAAGAAAGCCAAGCAAAGAUAACUACUUAUGAGGACCAGUACAGGAAACAGAAGAAAUUGGCAGAAGAUAUUGAAGAUGAAUGCCAGAGGCUUAAAAAAUUAAACCUGCAUCUUUCUACACAAUUACAGACAAUUAAUAAACAUAUGGAAAGUGCCAAAGAAAAUGGAAAGGAUACAGAGAAAGCAAAUGCAGAAAAAGUUUGGUUGGAACAAAUGCAGAAAACAUUAAAUGAACAAAUUGAUGCAUUAAAUUUGGAAAAUGAUAGGUUACAUCAAAUGGUCAGAGAUCUGCAACAGAAAAUUGUAAAGUUAGAAAGUGAAAAGGAAGAUUUAAAAAUAAAAGAAAGUAAUUCAUAUCAAGACUUAGAAAAAAGCACACGUCAAUUGACAAUGUUGGAAGAACAACAAAGUUCACUGAAAGAAGGAAAUGGCAUUCUUCAAGAAAAAGUUCAUCAUUUGAUAUUAGAAAAAGAAAUAAUAGAACAAGAAAAAAUUGAUAUUAAUAACAGUUUGGUGAAAGCUAAUCAUCAAAAAUUAGUUUAUGAAAUGGAUAUUUCAAGAAUGAAAUCAGAGAUUACUUCAUUGAAAGAAUCUAUUGAUAACUUACAAAAAGUAAAUGAAAAUUAUGCUGAUGAAAAAUUUGAAUUGACAAAAACACUCAGGAAAAUAGAAGAAACAAAUAAAAAUUUGUUUCGAGAUAAGUCAGAACUUAGUCAAGAUUUACAACAAUUACGUAAAGAGUUACAUCAAAUUAAUCAGAAACAUCAAUUACUAGAAAAUGAACAUAUAAUUUCAACAGAAAAAUUAGAAUCUGCAACAUUUACACUUGAACAACUCAAAAAUGAAAUAGAUAAAAUAAAUCAAGAAAAAGAUGAUCUUCAAAAUCAACUAUCAAAAGUAACUGAAGAAAAAAUGAUGAUUACUGAAGAAACAAGUGAAAUUAAGAUGCAGCUACAACAACAAAAAGAAUCUUACGAGAGGCAAACAAAUGAAAAAGAAGAACUUGUUCGUAAUCAUUCUGAAUUGUUAAUGAAGUUAAAAGCAAUAGAAAAUGAACUUAAAGAAGUUAAAGAUUCAGAAUCUCUUUUACAAGAAGAAAAGGAACAAUUAGAAGUAUUAUUGUAUACAACCCAGCAAACAGCAACUCAUCUCCAGCAGGAAAAAGAACAGUUAGACAGAGAAAUAGAAGAUUACAAAAUGGAAAAAAAUAAUUUAAAAGUUCAAAUAAAAAAUAUAAAAACGUUAAGAGAAUCAGAUUUAGAAUCAUUUGCUCGUCAAAAAGAUAAUUUAGUUCAAAAGCUUCAAUCAUUAGAUACAGAAUAUCAGAGAGCAUUACAAGAAGAACGUCAUUCUCAUAAACUAGAUAUUGAUUUGCUCUCACAAGAAAAAGAAUCCCAAAGAAACAGAUUAGAAUCAGCACAUGAAGAACUUAAAAAGCAAUUGCAACAAGAACAUGAAGAAUUAAUAAAUACACAUCAAGAAGAAAUAGCACAACUUAAGAAGAAAAUAGUGUUACUUGAACAAGAUUUCGAAGGAAAAUUAUUGCAGAUUUUAGCACAGAAAAAGCAGGUUGAAACUGAAAUAUCUAAGGAGAAAAAUGCAUUAUUACAAAAUAUAAAACAGCUUAAACUUAAAAUUCAUGAAUCACAAGAGAAAUAUGACAAAUUAAAAAAAGAAACGGAAUCUAUAUUUGAAGAGCAACAAUUGACAAUAGAAGAUUGUAAUCUGAAUCUUAGUAAAGUGAAAAAUGAGUUAGGAUAUGAGAUGGAUAUGUUGAGUAAAAAGAUGAGAGAUUUGGAAAUUCAAUUAGCAGAUGUUCAGAAUCAGAGAGAUACAGCCUUUGAUAAUGUUACUAAAUUAAAAAUCCAAUUAAAGGCUUUAGAUGAAACAAAAAACAUGUUAUCCCAAGAAUUGAAUGAAGUAUAUCAAACACUUAAAGAAGUGGGAAUACAGAAGGACAGGAUAUAUAGAGAAGUUACUGAUUUAAGAAAAAGUAUUAAUUUUGAAAAAGCUGAGAAAGAAACAUUGAAAAACAAUACUGAAGAAUUAAGAAAUAAAUUAAAAAAUAUAGAAUUACAGAAGGUUCAAUAUAUUCGUAUGUCAGAAGAAUUGAAACAGAAAUGUGAAAUUUUGGAAGAAAGUAAAUUAUCAAUAAGUAGAGAGUAUGAAGUAUUGCAAAAUACAGUGCAUAAUACAGAAAAGUUGAAGAUGGAGUAUGAAAGACAAAUACAAUCUUUACAACAUGAAGUUAUGAAUCUUGAAAUCUCAUUAAAGGAAAGAUAUGAUGAAUUAGAAGAAAUAAAACUUCAACAAAAAACAGAUGAACAACAGACUAUCGAUCAACAACAAGAAAUUAUAAGUUUGAAAAAAAAGAUAAUGGAAUCGGAGGCAAGUCGUGAGGCUUUAAAUAAAGAAUUAUCAAAUGUGCAGCAAAAACUGAGAGACUGUCAACAUUCAUUAAAAAUUCAGCAAGAAAAUCAUAAAGCAUCAUUGCAGUCAAGUCUUAAUAUGGAAUAUACCUUAAAAGGACAAAAAUCUAGUUUAGAAAAAUUAGUAACAGAAGCUGGAAAUGAAUUAGCACAAUUACGUUUAAAAUUAAAUAUGACAGAAGGAAAAAUAAUUGCUCAAGAUACACAAUUAAGAAAGUUAGAAGGAUCAAAAAAAGACACAGAAAUUAAGCUGAAUAAUUUAUAUUCAGUAAUACGUUCAACUCUUGGUCUUGGUUUGGAAGGAAGUUUUAUAUUUUCUCAUUUAUCUGGAAGUCCUCGACAUACUUCUCCUGAAAAAGAUGAAAUUUCACAAAAGCAACUUACUUCAUCUAAAGAACAUAUUUCAAAAUUAUUCUCUCCUCUGCAUAAUACUUGGAGUUCUGCAGAUAAUGAUAAUGAAUUAAUAAAAUGUGCUUUACAGGAUAUUUUACAAAAAUUGCAAGAUUCAGAAAAAGAAAAAGAAAACUGGAGAUCUCAGACUUCUCAUCAACAACAUCAAUUAGAUGAAGUGAAAUCAGAGUAUAAUAGCACAUUAUGUCAAUUACAGCAAUAUCAAAAAAUAGUAAAUGAAUUAGAAAAUGAAAAAAAACACGCAGAAAAUCAGUUUUUAUCUGCCCAGAGUACUAUUCAACAAAAUGAAGAAACAAUUCAAAAACUAUUAAGAGAACAGAAAAACUUAACAGAAAAAAUCUUUUCAAUUGAGCAUAAUAUUGAACGUCUUCAUAAUGAAAAAAUACAGUUACAGGAAAAAGUUUCUCAUUUAAAACAAUCCCUGAAAAAAUGUAAUCAAGAAAAGCAAAUGGAAACAGAAGCAAAAGAACUUGCUGAGAGUAAAACCAAUCAGUUAGAACUCAGUUUGCAAUUAUUAGAAAAUCAAAAGCAAAAACAAGAGAAGAAUUUGAAAGAUAAAGAAAUUGAAAAUGCAGCUCUUCAUCAGCAAGUUAAUGGUUUAAUUGAAAAAUUGCAAAAUCUUCAAGAGAAAAAUGCAUCAUUACAACUUACCAUAGAGAAAUUAAAUUUAGCAUUACAAAAGUCAUCAGAAAAUGAAAAAGAAUUAAAAGCAAAGAUAACUGAUCUAAAUUCUUCUUUGAAUAAGAGCCAAAGUACAAAGCACUCUCUUCAAGAUCAACUUCUUCAUUUACAGCAUAAUAUGACAGAAUAUGAACAACAGAAAAUAACUUUAGAACAGACUGUCGACAGGAAUCGGCAAAAGUUAUUAGAUUUAAAACAACAAAAUAGAAGUAUGUCAACAAAAAUUGAACAAUUACAAAAUGAAAUUGAAAGUUACAAAAUACAGGAAUCAGAAUUUCAAACUCAAUUAAAUAAAUAUUAUAAGUUAUUGAAUCAACGUGAUACAAACACAGAAAAUUCAUAUCAGGUUAAGAAAUUGCAACAAGAAAACCAAAACCUGAAAGAACAAGUUGCAAAACUACAGCACACAUUUUUUGAGGUUGAAGAUGAAAAAAAUAAAUUAGAGAAAUUACAGUUACGUUUGGAAAAAUCUUUAGAAAAGAUUGAGAAGGAUCGAAUGAAAUCUGAAGAAACAUUGAAUAGAUCUUUUUUGGAAAAAUCAUCAUUAAAUCGGUCAUUGUCUGCUUUAGAAAUGGAAAACAAAGAGCUUCAAAGGAAAGUCCAGAGUUUACAAGUUGAACUUGCCGAAGUACGGCAGCAACAUUCUCAACAAUUAGUUGAUUUAUCUCGAAGCCAAAGACAAGACAUUAGAAAUGAGAUGGAAAGACUUCAGAUAGCUCAGGUACAAGCAGAGCAAUUGUUAGAAGCACGAGAAAAAACUCACAGACACCAGGUUACUGGUCUCGAACAACAGAUUUCAAUGCUGAAAGAGCAAUUGGCACAAGAACAUAAACGAUGGAAACACUUUCAUCAGAGCAGCCUCCAGACCGGUACCGAAAUUCAGCUUUUGCGUUCCGCCCUGGACCAAUCUCUACGAAGUAUUUCGCAAGACCCCUAUCUAUUGGAACCCGAAGCCACUAAACUAGACUCUACUUUAGAAUAUCAUUUAUCUCAAAGUCCAAGUAUAAUUUUAAACACUCCUUCAAAAUUGUCACGAUCUUCGUCACCGGUCCGUCAUCGUCUCAAACUCACAUCCAGUCCAAAACCAAUGUAAAUGUAAUAAGAGAAAAAUUAAGUAUCACUUUUUAUAUUUUUCUAAUAUUAAGAUGUAUAUAUACAUAAACAUCUUUUCACAGUAUUACAAAACAACUGACAAUCAGAUUUGUGAUAAUUUGUAUUUCAGUGCAAUUUUUAAUGUCUAUAUAUACAUAAAUAUAUUAAAAAAUAAGAAAACUAAAAUAUAUUAAAUGAAUUGAUGUUUGUUAUACAUAAUAAUUUUAUAUGUGUUUCACUACAUUCAAUAGUGUUUAGUUUAAACUAGUCACUGCCAAGAACAGUCAAAUUAUUGAACAAAUAUAAAUAACUUUUAUUAACAGGAAGAAAUGCUCUUCUUGUUGCGUUAUAUAUAUAUAUAAUAUAAUAUAAUUUUACUAUUAAAUAUGACAAAUUUUUGUUAUAAUGCUGGAAAAUUUGCUCCCGUUCGACGAACCGUGAUGCGAGCAGAUAAAGUACGAGACGAUUUUCAAUUUUCACAGUACGAGUACAAGUUUCAUUUUGAAAUAUUAUGUAUGUUAUUUUCUUAAACAAGAAAAUAUGUUGUUAAGUUAUUAUUAUAUCAUUUUAUUUAAUGUCAUUAGCGUUUUUUAAUACAUUAAA
Molecule: messenger RNA, 5632 nt
Organism: Centruroides sculpturatus (bark scorpion)
Lineage: Eukaryota; Metazoa; Arthropoda; Arachnida; Scorpiones; Buthidae
Product: rootletin-like
Exons: 26
Coding region: 96-5030 (1644 amino acids)
Source: RefSeq, a predicted model, not a curated record